GACCAAUUCACAUUUCUCUCUUAUAAAGAUCUGUUCAACAGGUCUUCACGAACGUCAAGUAUUCAAAACAAAAUAAAAUAACAUAUAAGAUAUCUACGGUUAAUCAUAUAAGUUAUCUAUUUUUGUCUUAAUACAAAUAAAUUUACAAACGAUUAAUUGCAUAAAGUGGUUAUAAAUAAAGUAAAAAUUUAAAGAGAAAGUAAAAGAAAGUUAUGUAAUAAAAAAAAACCGAUUUAUAAGAAUCUAUAAUUAUAUUGGUAAAAUAUUUAGAAACCCACACUUCGGUAUAAUUUGUAGAAUUGUAAAAAAUUAUCAUAUAUUUAAUAAAAAACAAUUGUGUGCGAUAAAAGUCUUUAAAACGAGAUAGCGAAGCUCGUUAAAAUUUCUUUUUAUAUUGUAUCUAGUUCAGUCUUUCUAUCAUAAUCUUCAAGUACAAUAGCAAAUUUUAGAAUGAGCAAUCAGAGCAACAUUUCAAAAAACAAAGUGAUUAAUUUUGGUGCAGGACCAGGCAAACUUCCGGAACAGGUAUUACAACAUGUACAAAAAGAAUUACUUGCAUACAAUAAUACUGGAAUCAGUAUUUUAGAAUUGAGUCACAGAUCGAUUGAAUUUAAAAAUAUUGUCGAAGAAGCACAAAUAACAUUACGAGAAAUACUGCAUAUUCCCGAUAAUUAUAAAAUUCUGUUUAUGCAAGGGGGUGGAACAGGAAUUUUCGCCGCUAUUCCUUUAAACAUGAUGACAACUGGUACUGCAGACUAUUUAGUAACAGGUACAUGGUCGGCUAAAGCAGCAAAAGAAGCGGGCAAGUAUGGCAAAGUAAAUUUGGUUUUGCCACAAAUCACGAAAUAUACAGAAAUUCCUGAUCCGUCCACUUGGAAGCUGGAUCCCAAUGCAUCUUAUGUAUAUUAUUGUGCUAACGAAACGAUUCACGGAAUCGAGUUUAAUUACAUUCCUGAAACGAAUGGAAUACCAUUAGUUGCUGAUAUGUCGUCAAAUAUACUUACGAGAUCUUUUGAUGUUUCAAAAUUUGCAGUAAUAUUUGCUGGCGCUCAGAAAAAUAUUGGUCCAGCUGGUGUGACUCUCGUGAUAGUAAAAGAAGAUGUCCUCGGUCAAGCUAUGAAAAUUUGUCCAAUAAUAUUUGACUUUACUGUUAUGGCAAACGAUAACUCUAUAUAUAAUACACCACCAGUAUUUCAAAUAUAUGUAGUUGGUUUAGUUUUCAAAUGGAUCAAAAAAAAUGGUAGCGUUGAAGGAAUGGAGAAACUGGCAAUUGCAAAAAGUCAAAAGAUAUAUGAUGUGAUUAAUAAAUCGAAAAAUUUCUAUUCAUGUCCAGUUAAAUCGGACGUAAGAAGCAGGAUGAAUGUGCCAUUCAGAAUAGGUAAAGACGAUGAAAAACUUGAGAAUGAAUUUCUAUCCGGCGCAAGUGCGCGAGGAAUGCUUCAGUUGAAAGGUCAUAGAUUAGUAGGUGGAAUUCGAGCAUCUCUGUACAAUGCUGUUACUAUAGAAGAAGUAGAAAAAUUGACAGAAUACAUGAUGUGGUUCUAUCAAAAAUAUGCUAAAAAUUAACCAUUCUACUAUGUAUUUUAUUAUGAUUUCAUAUAUAUAUAUAUAUAUAUAUAUGAGAUAUGAUAUUAUCAAAAGAUUUAUAAGUUCUUUACAUAUUUUAUACAAUUUGUACAAUGUUUAUUAAAA
Messenger RNA from Apis laboriosa (Himalayan honeybee), 1692 nucleotides. Its product is annotated as probable phosphoserine aminotransferase. The coding region runs from base 451 to 1566 and encodes 371 amino acids. The record is from RefSeq and is a predicted model, not a curated record. The transcript is spliced from 8 exons. Gene Ontology annotation, molecular function: pyridoxal phosphate binding; O-phospho-L-serine:2-oxoglutarate transaminase activity. Gene Ontology annotation, biological process: L-serine biosynthetic process. NCBI's taxonomy places the organism in Eukaryota, Metazoa, Arthropoda, Insecta, Hymenoptera, Apidae. Gene Ontology annotation, cellular component: cytoplasm.